AGCCAUAGUCUGAAAAUCAUACCCGUCAUCUUCACAAAAAUAGAGCUCCCGCAAGGUUGGCCUAAAUUGCCCACGAGGGUGCCUGUGCUUCCCCCGCACUCCUCCUCAUCUCGCCUGUUGAUCAUGCAUUUGACAAACCCGCCGAUGACCACUGAUGAUACUGAGUAAUUGGAAAAAUUCUACAUGCCUAACGCGCAUACACUUCCCUCUUCUGAUUGCCAUAUCAUUGCGAUCCCAUUGCCGUGAACUCAAAAGAUAGGACCCGCCCGUCGGCAACUUCUCGACUUCCGUAUCGCGCCUAUCGUUAUCUGCUUCCGAUCUCUAUAUAAGUUCUUGACGGGUCACCAAGCCUUUCGUCUGGUUUUCGCAUCUGUCAAAGCCGUUUCUCGAGAUCAAUCGUCAUGGCUGGACCUAACGUCACCUCCGAUGAAGCUCGUCGCGCAGCUCAGAGCUACCUGAACAACCGCCUCACCACAAAGACCGAUGGCCCAGCUCGACCAUUCAAUGUCCCUGUCAUUGACAUUUCCCCCACCUUCAAUGGAUCUCUCGAGGACAAACAAGCUGUCGCAGCCCAAAUCCAGGAUGCUUGCACAAACAGUGGCUUUUUCCAAAUCACCGGUCACAACGUCCCCGAAUCUGUCCGCAAAGGUGUAUUGAACCAGGCUUCCCGCUUCUUCAAACAGCUCCCUCCUGCUCAGAAGGAUGAACUACAUGUCAAGCAUAAUGAUCUGAUGCGCGGUUGGGAGCCUUCGGAUUAUACCUAUGUCAACCCGGACGACUGGGCUACUGCUGCUGUGCCUGAGACUAAAGAAGGCUUCAACUGGGGCUACGAAGCUUCUCUAGAUCCCACUGGCGGUGAUGGCAAAUAUCUGGACCUGGAUGGCAAGACUCAAAAUGGCAACGUUUGGCCUACCGAAGAUGCACUCCCUGGCUUCAAGCAAGAUAUCGCAGAUUACUACGGUCACGUAUUGGAGCUGGCUCGCCAUUUAUUCAGAUUAUUCGCCUUGAGCUUGGCACUGCCAGAGAACCACUUUGACGAGAUGAUGACACAUCCCGGUGGAAUCUCCAGACUUCUCUACUAUCCUCCUACCAAGGAUCCCAAGCCGUUGGACCCCAAGGAAAUGGACAAGGAGGUCGGCCUUGGCGCUCACACCGAUUACGAGUGCUUCACCCUGCUUCUCUCAUCCACGACCCACGGUCUGGAGAUCCUCACGCCGGAUAACGUAUGGACGGCAGCAACCGCCGUUGAAGGCUCAUUCAUCGUCAAUGUCGCAGACUUCCUCAUGAGAUGGACAAACGGAAUUUACAAAAGCACUAUUCACCGUGUUGUCAACAGAACGACAGAGGAGAGAUAUAGUGUUCCGUUCUUCUUCAGCAUCAACUACGACCAACUCGUCGAGACAUUGCCCAGCUGUGUGUCCGCAGAGAACCCAUCAAAGUACCCACCAAUCCGCGCUGGCGAGUACGUGCUGGAGCGUCUAAAGGCCACUGUCAAAGACGGCUAGAUAGCAACAAUGUCCAAAAAUCUUUGAGCCAUAAAAACAAGAUCAUCUGUACAUAUUCACCGCCAAUCGAGAAAUAAAUACAUCGCGGUGCGCGAAGUGCAUAUCCCGACAA
Molecule: messenger RNA, 1617 nt
Organism: Aureobasidium pullulans EXF-150
Lineage: Eukaryota; Fungi; Ascomycota; Dothideomycetes; Dothideales; Saccotheciaceae
Product: Clavaminate synthase-like protein
Exons: 2
Coding region: 402-1505 (367 amino acids)
Molecular function (GO): dioxygenase activity
Source: RefSeq, a predicted model, not a curated record